UUGAUUUUCCAUUGGUCAGUCCCUGGUCACGUGACCUUCCUUUCUGAGGCCGCAAAGCCGGGGAGGCAGCAACAAGUUCAGCUGAAGACUGAAGCAAGAGCUAAGUCAGGCGGCAGCCUCAGCAGCCUCCGGGACAACUAUGGCCUCCUGCCCAGACUCAGACCACAGCUGGGUGCUUGCCGGCGCAGAGAGCCUGCCUGUGGAGACCCUGGGCCCAGAAUCCAGGAUGGGCCCAGAAUCUGAGAGACCUCCCCAGGCCCCUCGGAGCCCCUCCAAGGUAGCUGCUGAAGAAUUAGCUGGGACCUUGGAUGGAGAAGAGACAGAGUUACAGAGUGAGAGCUCCCCAUCUGGGCCCAUUCUGCCAGAGGAGACUGAGGCCAAGGGCAUUCUGGAUGGUGAUGGUUGUGGAAUGGAGCCGCCUGGCCCAGAAGACACAGAGGCCCAGGGAGACUUGGAGGAGACCCCUGUCGUGGUAGACCUGGGACCAGACACACAGGACCUGGAGGAUGAGAGUCCCCCCGACAGCCUGGCCUCAUCCCCCAAAACAGCUUGGAUCAGGGAGGAGGCCCACUGCUCUACCAGUGAGGAUGACACCGACGUGGAUGUGGGGGGUCUGCGGAGACGGCGGGGCCGGGAGCCCAGCACUCCUCAGCCCGUGGCCCCCGUCGGGGUUAAGGACCAGGCCAGGGGCGAGGGUGCAGGCGGGGAGCUGGGCAUCUCCCUCAACAUGUGUCUCCUUGGGGCCCUGGCGCUGCUGGGCCUGGGGAUCCUCCUCUUCUCUGGUGGCCUCUCAGAGUCUGAAAGUGGACCCAUGGAGGAAGUGGACCUGCAGGUCUUCCCAGAUCCCGGGUCGGCUACUGAGAGGCUGGAGGCUGCGGGAGAUGGGCAGGAUGAGCUAAGGCAGCAGCUGCAGGCCUCAGCGCCCCCUGACAGUGUCCCCAGCCUGCAGAACAUGGCCCUUCUGCUGGACAAGCUGGCCAAGGAGAACCAGGACAUCCGGCUCUUGCAGGCCCAGCUGCAGGCCCAGAAGGAAGAGCUUCAGAGCCUGAUGCAUCAGCCCAAAGGGCUGGAAGAGGAGAAUGCCCGGCUCCGAGGGGCUCUACAGCAGGGCGAGGCCUCCCAGCGGGCCCUGGAGUCAGAGCUGCAGCAGCUGCGGGCCCAGCUGCAGGGGCUGGAGGCUGGCUGUGUCCGGGGCACAGAUGGGGUGUGCCUCCACUGGGGCAAAGGCCCACAGGGUGGCAAGGCCACCAAGGAGCAGGGCCUCAGGGGGCAGGAGCCGAGCCCUGGCUUCCUGGAGCAGAAGGAACGGCUGGAGGCUGAGGCCCAGGUGCUAAGGCAAGAGUUGGAGAGGCAGCGGCGGCUGCUGAGUUCUGUGCAGCAGGACCUGGAGCGGAGCUUGAGGGAUGCAGGCCGAGGGGACCCAGCCCAUGCUGGCCUGGCUGAGCUGGGCCACAGGCUGGCCCAGAAGCUGCAGGGCCUGGAGAACUGGGGCCAGCGCCCUGGGAUCUCUGCCAAUGCUUCAGAGGCCUGGCGUCAGGAACCUCACUUCCAGAGUUCCAGGGAGCGGAGUGGAAAGGAAAAGAGGUGGGAUGGGCAAGGGGACCGGAAGACUGAGCGUUGGAAACUUAAGAAGGAGGAAACUGGCCGGGAAAAGAAGAGCUGGGCGGGUGAAGAGGACAGGGAGUUGGCAGGGAGGUGGAAGGAGGGCAAGCCAAGGGUGGAGGAGUGGGCCAGCAAGGAUGGCAAGCGACAGGGUUCCAAGGAGCCCCCCAGGAAAAGUGGGGGGUCCCACUCCUCCAGAGAAAGGCAGAAGCACCCUCGGUGGAAGGAAGGGGCUAAAGAUGGGCAUGACCCCCUACCACUCUGGGCAGAGCUGUCGAGGCACAAGUACCGGGCACCCCAGGGCUGCUCAGGUGUGCACGAGUGUGCCCGGCAGGAGGGCCUGGACUUCUUUGGCAUGGAGCUCGCCCCAGUGCGGCAACAGGAGCUAGCCUCUCUGCUGAGGACCUACCUGGCGCGGCUGCCCUGGGCUGGGCAGCUGAGCAAGGAGCUACCCUUCUCUCCUGCUUACUUUGGUGAGGAUGGUAUCUUCCGCCACGACCGCCUUCGCUUCCGGGACUUUGUAGACGCCUUGGAAGACAGCCUGGAGGAGGUGGCAGUGAGACAGACAGGUGAUGACGAUGAGGUGGAUGACUUUGAGGACUUCAUCUUCGGCCACUUCUUUGGGGACAAAGCACUGAAGAAGAGGUCUGGGAAGAAGGACAAACAUUUGCGGAACCCCAGAGUUGUGGGGCCCAGGGAGGAGCACAGCCACCACCGCCGGGGCUGAGGCCCUGCUUAUCUGUCCCCUGGGAACCGUUAAACUGCCACCUCCCCUGGCUGGUUUGGUGUCCUUGGAUAUCCUUCACAGCCCUGCACUGAUACCACUUUCUCUAGAAAAAGGCCUUAGCUGGACCUGCCUUGCUAUCUAUGCAAAUGUAUGCAAAUGCUCAGGGCCCUGGGCCGUGACCCUUGCAGCCUGAUUGUGUCAUGCCAAUGUGAAGGGGGAUGGGAGAAAAUCCUGUUUUUUCGUGGGGUGCAGUGGAGGUAGGGGUGUGGAGGCAAUUCUGACUCUGAAGCCAAAGUGCUUUCCUCCUCUUGUGUGUGUGGGGGCCCCAGAGUGGCCCCUUGGCUGCACGCACUGCCCUGUGCCCCCUGGGGUUUGACUAGCCUUGCUGGCUGGAGGCCCAGCAUGAGGGUUUUCCCUGGGGUUUUGUUAGAUUUGGAAGGAGCUGUCCCCAGGAGAUGAAGUCCCCUUUUUAGCCCUGCUCCUUUUGUGGCCUCACCUCCCCAUGUGAACUAUAGACUCAGAUCCCAAUAAAAUGCUAUUGGAGCUGUGACAUUGGGUGGGGGCUCUGUCACUUGGGGCUGUUCCUAAGCACAGCGGACACCCACACCCACCAUCUCGUGGGCGCUGGUACUCGCAUUCUCCCAUAUACUCCUCUCCCCCUCACCUCACCCUCCCAGCAAACCUCAGGCCCCCUGGGCUAGAACUCCCCAUUUUGCUCACAGCUGCCUUGGCCGCACCCCUGGGAGAUGUGGAAAUAUGCGAGUGGGUUUGGGAGUCGGAGCCUUGGGCUCAAAUCCAGGCUGAGUGAUCUUGGGUAAGUUAAUCUCUGGGAGACUUGGGCUUCUAAUCUUCAAAAAAGGAGAUUGAGGGGCUGGGGAAGAGAUUAAAUAAAGCAGUGUAAACAAAA
Messenger RNA from Vicugna pacos (alpaca), 3236 nucleotides. It is a transcript of the gene PBXIP1, whose product is annotated as PBX homeobox interacting protein 1. The record is from RefSeq and is a predicted model, not a curated record. Gene Ontology annotation, cellular component: membrane. NCBI's taxonomy places the organism in Eukaryota, Metazoa, Chordata, Mammalia, Artiodactyla, Camelidae.